Molecule: messenger RNA, 6655 nt
Organism: Tachysurus fulvidraco (yellow catfish)
Lineage: Eukaryota; Metazoa; Chordata; Actinopteri; Siluriformes; Bagridae
Exons: 22
Coding region: 160-6006 (1948 amino acids)
Molecular function (GO): DNA binding
Source: RefSeq, a predicted model, not a curated record
CAAAGAAGAAGCAGCAGCUAGCAGGAAGCCGUUACUAGCCGCGGACAUUAGCGUUUAUUCGGGUGUUUGUGUUGGCGCACAGGGAGCAGGUGAUACACGAUACUGCGGUUUAUCGGUUAUGUGUGAGAGUUUAACAAGAAACACCGCGAUAAAAACACAAUGAAAGGCGGACCGAAGAAGGGAAUGUUUACACAAAGUUCUCCUCACGCCGAGGAGGAGGAAGAGCUGAAGAAGGAGGAGGAAGAGCUGAAGGAGGAGGAGGAAGAGAAAAGCGUCUCCGGAGAUCCGUUUGUUGUGGUGAAGCUGGAGGAUGAACGAGACGGUCAGGAAGCGGUGAGGAGCGAGCGGUCAUCAGAGGGCGGGUCAGCGCUGGACAUCAGUCUGUUCGCCCCGCUAGACUCGUCAGAGGACGGGGAGGAGGAGGAGGAGAGACCGCUGUCACACACACACCCGGCCUGCUGGUCCUGUGCUCCGGAUCAGGACGAGCACGUCGUUUCUCCUCAGAAACGACGGAGAGGACGCCGGAAACGGGCGAAACAAACUCGACCGAGACGCCACGGAGAUCCUGCAGCUCAGUCUGGGAUGAGAACGACGGAGGAAACGGACGACACGGACGAGCUUCCUGACCACGCCCCUCCUCAGAAAUGUGCCAAGUCCACGCUCUGGGACGUCCCGUCUCGCAGGACGGCUCGCUCCGGCGUCUGGAAAUACUUUGAGUAUUUUAUAAACCCAGAAGGCGAGCUGGAGGAUUACGGCUUCCCGACGUGUAAACUGUGCCAGCUGAAGGUGGCGUGUAAAAGAGGGAACACGUCCAACAUGCUGCGGCAUCUGCAGGAACAUCACGCCUUCGCCUACCGAGAAGCCAAGAGAGCAGACAGCCUGUGGCUCGACUCGGACUCGUCCGAUUCGGACAUGAAGGUGGAGUCGGAUGAGCGGAACGUGACGGCCGAGUGGUUCGGUGUGGCGAGACGGAGCGAAGAGGAAAGCGAGGAUGAUGACGAUGCAGACUACUCCGAGCACAGAGUCCCGUCCGCCCCGAGGAGGAAGAGGCAGGUCCGGUCAGCCGUGUGGAAGUACUUCCGUUACGAUGAGGACAGAAGGCCGAGCUGUAAGAUCUGCGGCUGGAAGCUCACUGAGGGAUCUUCAGGCAGCACCAGCAACAUGAGGCAUCAUCUGCAGAGUCAGCAUCAGAUCGUGUGUCCGCUCACUAAGUCUACAGGUCUCAUAACGCUACCCGAAGGAGACGAGUCCCUUAAACUGCACCCCCCCACAACACCACGCAAAUCAGCGGUGUGGAAACUGUUCGGCUUCAUCAUGAACAGUGACGGCGUGUUGGAGGAGAACAGCUUCCCCAUCUGCAGGCUGUGCCAUCAAGUCGUGGCGUCCAAAGACGGGAACACGUCCAACAUGUACAGCCACCUGCAGCACCAUCACCAAGCCGUGUACGCAGAGCUGAAGCACACGAUGGUUCCUGCAGGAGCAGAGCAGAGACUGGACGUGUCUCCUGAAGCCACUGAGCUCCAUCCUCCUGGAAAACGCAGAAACUCUCCGGUUUGGAAAUAUUUUGGAUUCAGUAAAAGCCCAGAGGGCGAGUUAAAGGAGGACGGAUUCCCUCUGUGUAAAAUGUGCCACCGGAGAGUCGCGGCUAAAGACGGAACCACGUCCAACAUGCUGAACCACCUGCGGCGCCACCACCAGGCCGAGUACGAAGAAGUGAAGCUGGCAAACGAGACGCUGCCUCCGAGUCGUUCAGAUGAAUCGAAUGACCUUCCUGAGCUGUUUCCCCCCAGCAUCGUCCCUCUGUCCCCUGUCUGGGAUUACUUCGGCUACCCCAAAAACGCAGACGGCGCGAUCGAGGAGAACGAACGUCCCAAGUGUAAAGCGUGCCGACAGUCCAUCGUCUCCAAGCAGGGCAUUCUAUCCAACAUGCUGCGCCACCUCAAGUUCUACCACGACUCCUUAUUCCAGGAGCUGAAAUCCAGGACCGGAUGGCGCAGGUACAGGCCUUAUAAGGAGAGGAGCCAAGCCCCGCCCAUUCAGGCCAACCCCGAAGAGCUGUACCCACCCAAAAUGGCUCUGAAAUCGGGCGUCUGGAAACAUUUCGGAUACCUGAGGAACUCGAAGGGCGUGGUCGUGCCGGACGGCUUCCCCAUCUGUAAAGUGUGCCUGAGAAAAGUCAGCACCCCCCGAGGGUGUACCACCAACAUGAUGGUCCAUCUCCAGAGAUACCACACCACCGAGUUCAUGGAAAUGAGGCUGACCGGCGACGAUAACGAUGACCAAACGCACAGAGAGACCGGAGAUCCAGACCCUCUGUCAGACCUCUGCCCCCCGCGGGACGUCUUGGAGCCCGUGUGGGAGCAUUUCGGAUACCCGAAAGACGUAGACGGGGUCGUCCAGGUGGACGGGCAGCCGACGUGUAAACUCUGUGGUGUUAAAGUUUCCUGCCCCGGAGAGAGCACAAAAUUCCUCUACAGGCAUCUGUGGAAAAAACACAACGCCGUGUACCUCGACAUCAAGGUAGCCACCAGUUCCUUCAGAGGACAGGACGGACUGGUGGCCCCGGUCCUUUUCCCACCGACUCACAGGGUGAAGUCUGCAGUCUGGGAGCAUUUCGGCUACCUGAAGGACGCGGAGGGGACGGUGGUCUGCGACGGCUUCCCUGUAUGCAAAACCUGCUACUUAAACGUUUCGGCUAAAGGAGGAAACACCACCAAUAUGUUUAAACACCUCAAAGAUCAUCACAAGUCCAUUUACGAUGAAAUCAGGCCGGCCGGUCCUGAGGAGACGGUCCACGACCAGGCGUCGUCUGAGAUCCUCUGCGCUCCUGAUGGACAGAACUCCAAACUGUGGGAGCAUUUCGGAUACCUCAGGGACGCGGACGGGACCCUGGAUGAAGACGGAGCUCCGGCUUGUAAGAUCUGUGGCGUGAAAGUGACGUGGGACGGUGAGUCCACGUCCAACAUGAUGAGACACCUGCAGGAGAACCAUGAAGACGUGCACGCUGAACUGCAGGAAGCUCCCAGUAACCCGAGGACGGAAGACGCGCCCGAGCUGUCCGAGCUUCACCCCCCCUCUCAGAACGCCUAUCCUGUCUGGGAGCAUUUCGGGUUCCUGAAGGACGCAGAAGGUUCGGUGGUGUUUGACGGCUUCCCCAUCUGCAAAAUCUGUCGCCAGAGAGUGGAGUCCAAAGACGGAGACACGAGGAACAUGUUCCACCACUUAAAGGCGAAUCACCUGCACGUGUACCAGCAGAUCACGCCGGCGAUAGACAAACGUGUUUAUAAGGCGUUGGAGCUCGGUCCCCCUCACGGCCGGCAGGUGGACGUCAGACUGUGGGAUCAUUUCGGAUAUCCUAAAAACUCAGACGGCGACGUCGAAGACGACGGAGCUCCGGUGUGUAAAAUCUGCCUUCAGAAGCUCACAAUGUCCUCCAAAGGAGCAAACCUCACCACCAGCAUGCUGAGGCACCUGCGGAGGAACCACCUGUCUGUUUACGAGGAGGUUCAGGAGGCGAUCAGAGCCUGGAGACCGGAGUGUAAUAAUGAAAAGCUGGAGCUUUUCCCUCCCACACAGAACGUCACGUCCUCCGUGUGGGAGCAUUUUGGAUACCUAAAAGACGCCGAGGGGACGGUGGUGUGUGACGGCUUCCCCAUCUGUAAACUGUGCCACCAAAAAGUGCCUUCUAAAGGAGGAAACACCACCAACAUGUUCAAACACCUCAAAGACUGCCAUCGGAGCAUCUACAGUCAAAUCCGAUCUGCGGUGACUAACGAGGUGUUUGAGGACGUUUGCUCGGCCGCCGCCCUCCACCCCCCCAGCACCCCGUGUGACCCGACGAUCUGGGAACAUUUCGGAUAUCGCAAGAACUCCGACGGAGAGGUGGAAGAGGACGGAGCGCCGUUCUGUAAACUCUGUCUUCGAAAGUUAGUGUCCAGAGGAGAGACGACGAGAAACAUGAGGCAGCACCUUAAAGAGAACCACAACACCGUGUACACCGAACCUGAGGUAUCGUCACCAGCUGAAGUACUGAGCUCGUUGGUCUUGGAGCUGGACACGGGCACUUCGGACCUUCAUCCUCCGACCCGGAAAGUGAAAUCGGCCGUGUGGAAGUUUUUCGGUUACCCGAGAGACACGGCAGGGUUGGUCCUGAGCGACGGCUUCCCCAUCUGCAAACUCUGCCAGAAGAAAGUGUCUGCUAAAGGAGGGAACACCACCAACAUGUUCACACACCUCCGAGAUUAUCACCGCACGACGUAUAACGAGAUCAAGGCCACGUUUGACCCUGUGAGGCCCGAGAGCGAGCUGGAACCUGUGGAGCUUCACUUCCCAACAACAGACGCCUUGUCGCCCGUCUGGAAAUAUUUCGGAUACCCGAAAAACGCAGACGGGGCCGUGGUGUGUGACGGCUGCCCCCUGUGCAGACUGUGUCAGCUGAGAGUGACCGCGAAAGGAGGAAGCACCAAUAACAUGCUCAUGCACCUGAGAGCCUACCACCUGGAUGUGUACAAGGAAGUCAAGCCAGCCGUUACAAAAAAGUCCAUCUACAGACCCUUUGAACUCCAUCGACCGAGCGGCCAAGAUGACAUCAAGUUAUGGGAUCACUUUGGAUAUCAGAAAAGCGCAGACGGGGAGCUGAAGGACGACGGAGCCCCGAUCUGUAAAAUCUGCCUUCGGAAAAUGAUCAAACCCCCGACGGGCGGGACGCCGACCACCAACAUGCUGAGGCACCUUCGGAAAAAACACCAGUCUGUGUAUAACGAAGUGCAGGAAGCCAUCACCACCCUCAGAACAGAGUGGGGUAUCGAACCACCGGAGCUCCACCCACCAACUCAGAACGUCACGUCUGCGGUCUGGCAGUAUUUCGGCUACCUGAAGGACGCGGACGGCUCGGUCGUGUGCGACGACUUUCCCAUCUGCAAACUGUGUCAACAGAAAGUAGCUUCUAAGCGACGGUGCACUACAAACAUGUUUAAACACCUGAAGGAUUACCACCGAACCGUCUACGACGAGGUCCGGAGCGCGGUUACGAGCGAGACGUUUGAAGAUCUUUCCCUGCCGUCUGACCUCCACCCGCCCAGCGGACCGUACAAUCUCAAACUGUGGGAGUAUUUCGGAUAUCGUAAGUCGACAGACGGCGACCUGCUGGAAGACGGAGCACCGAUCUGUAAACUCUGCUUCCGGAAGCUGAUCUCUAAAGGCGAGACGACGACGAACAUGAUGCAGCACCUUAAAGAGAAUCACAACGCCGUCUACGCCGACGUGCAGAGGGAAGUAAACCCCUUCACCAUCGGAGGCGCCACCGAGCUCCCUGAGCUUCAUCCGCCUGAACACAAAGUGAGGUCCGGCGUCUGGAAACAUUUCGGCUACGUGAGGGACACUGAGGGUCCGGCCGACUGCGCCGGCUUCCCCAUCUGCAAGAUCUGCCGUUCAAAAGUGUCCAAUAAGGGGAAAGUCACGGCCAACAUGACCGCGCAUCUCAAAGAGCAUCACAGGAACGUCUACGACGACCUCAAGAUCCCAGACAGAAGAGCCAAAGUGGUGCAGGCUGAAAAUCUCCCAGAACUUUAUCCACCUUCCAAACAGCCGACGUCGCCGAUCUGGGAACAUUUCGGACUCCCCAAAAACGCCGACGGGGCGAUCGAGGAGGACGGAUGCCCCGUGUGCAGGAUCUGUGGCAAAAAAGUCUCAAGCCAAGAUGGAAGGAAAAUGAUAAGACAUCUGCAUUUCUGCCAUUUCUCCGUGUACGAAGAGUUAAAGAACACCAUCAGAGCUUCCAAGUUGGGGGUGGACGCAGGAGGCCAACCCACCGACCUCCACCCUCCCUCCAAGAGCGUCCGGUCGUCCGUCUGGGAAUAUUUCGGGUACCUGAAGAAUCCGGACGGUACGAUUAACGUGGACGGACGACCGAUCUGCAAGAUGUGCUUCCAUAAAGUGUCCAGUCACGGAGGAAACACCACCAACAUGUUCAAGCACCUGGAGGACAAACAUGGGCUUAGUCAAUAGUGUGUGUGUGUGUGUGUGUGUGUGCGUGUGUGUGUGUGUGUAAGGAGGAAUAGUGAAAGAGACUCGAUCGUGCCGACAUCCUCGUGCCUGGAUUUAAAUCACCGUUACCUCGUAUUCACUCUCUAGUAUAGUUGGAGUCACGUACGGCUCGAGAGGUAGCGUUAAUAACGUCAGGAGACGUGACGUAGUAAAGUCUGUAGUAGUCGAGUGAAGUUUCAGUAGAUCAGCGUGUAGCACAUUGUUCCUGUCACUGUCUCUCUUCAACACAAACUUCCUUCCUGUAGGUUCACCGACUCAUUAUUACUCCAACCAAACGAAUUCUGAUGUGGGACUGAGGCUUAAACCGCGGACGGUGCGGGUGGAGAUGUCCAGCGUCCACCGCCGUCCCUGCUAUAGAGCGACCUACAGUACAUCAUCAUCAUCAUCAUCACACUUCUCAUGAACAGCAUACAGUGUAGCACCUCCUCCAUCACCAUGAGGCUAGAAACUAGCACAGAAUGUAGAUGGAGGACUGAGGAGGUAGAUGAUGUGAGAUCGUGCUGUAACUACUUCCUGUUUACAGAGGAAGUGGGUUGACGGGAGAGGAGCAAACUCUCUGAGGAACAUCUGGAGGUUUGCAUGAAUAAACGCGACGUGAGGUGUAACGUGA